Messenger RNA from Morchella importuna, 228 nucleotides. RefSeq lists its product as uncharacterized. The record is from RefSeq and is a predicted model, not a curated record. Lineage: Eukaryota; Fungi; Ascomycota; Pezizomycetes; Pezizales; Morchellaceae. The transcript is spliced from 2 exons. Bases 1 to 228 code for a protein of 75 amino acids.
AUGGGAUACAAAAGCAAAGCGGACGCAGGGGAUGGAUUGUUGGUGAUGAAAGGAGAAGGUCGAUGGAUGGCAUCUCCAAAUACUAUUGAUGCAGGUCCCAAGACUGCCUAUCAUAACACCCGUAGAGUCUCUAUUAGCAUAUAUUCCGCGAAAGUCCAGGGUGGAAAUACCGCUCGAUUGAUGGUAAUGGGGUUUGGGCGAGACGAAACCUGUCUUGUGUCGAACUAA